UCAGGUCUGAUGAUUGAGCUGAUGAUGUUUACUUUAGAGCGAGGCCGGGCGAGCGAGGUGAUGGUACGGCCGCGUCAGUAGAGGGGUAACCUGACGAAGAAGAGAAAUGCCCAAAAUACCUACUACUUCUGCCGGGGUUCAGUAGUCUCUCCGUGUACCAGGGAGAACCGUAGACAGCCAGAGAAAGGGAGAGCUCUUUGUAAGCUCCCUUUCUCUCUUAUUCUCUUCGGCGUCAUCCCCUUCUGCAGGAAUGUUAUGGGAAGUUAAGGAUACGGGAUUGAAGAGUCCUUUAUCGAGAUCCUAAUUUUUGCCACUACGACCACCAUUACUACCAUCAACGACUUCGUCUCCUCCACCUCUACUACUACGACUACUACUACGACUACUACUACGACUACUACCUCCGUCACCAGAGUCCCGGUGUUGCUCCUCUGAUGUGUUCUCCCUCCCGACGAAGGUGAGAGCGAGGGACCGGCCGUCUGCCCUCACCACUACGGCCCGAGCCAUGGCCAGGAUGAGGGCCAUAACUUGCCCUUCUCACUACUGGCCCUCCUCCUCCUCUUACAGGAUAUCACCUCUAUUCCUCGCAGCGUCUAGGAAUUCUUCAGUAUGUCCCUCUGUAAAGGCCCGACUGAAGGAACCACCCCCACGACCUCCACGGCCCCCACGACCUCCACGACCUCCAGCCACUACAUGUACGACUUCACCUGAUACCACCCGUCGUUUUUUGGCCUCUUCCUCCACCUCCUGCUGCUACACCUACAGGAAACAGGCGGUGUUCGUGGCCUUCACCUUGUUGCUACUGCAGGUGCCACAAGAGACUGACUCCUACCUCAAGAACUACGACAGGAAGAAUGAAGACCAUACCAUCACUAUAGGCAUCAUCCACCCCAAGACACUAUUCCGCAGAGAGUAUCAGAAAGCCAUUAACGAUGCUGUGGGCUCGAUGAAACUUAACCUCAAGUUUAUGCAAGAAUCAUUCAUAGCCAACAGCACUACCAGCAUGGACAUUAACCCUUCUCCUACCUCCAUCCUCAACUGCCUGUGUGAGAAGUUCCUCCCGGAUAAUGUCUCAGCAAUUAUCUUCCUCACCCGGACUGAGACAUACGGACGUUCCACAGCAUCCGCCCAGUACUUCCUUCAGUUGGCCGGUUACCUGGGUAUUCCGGUUAUCGCCUGGAAUGCUGAUAACUCCGGUCUGGAACAGGCUGCCCAGAGUGGAUUAAGGAUUCAGCUCGCCCCCGCCGUCGUCCACCAAGCGGCCGCCAUGUUAUCUAUCUUAGUGAGAUAUCAGUGGCACUCCUUAUCUAUCGUGACGUCAGAGAUCGCUGGCCACACCGACUUCGUCCAGGCUGUGAGGGACCAGGUGGCGCAACACAAGGAGGAUCAUCGUGGCAAGUUCGUCAUUAUCGAUACUAUAAUAAUUGGUGACCCUCGAACGUCCCUCCUGCGUCUCAAGAACUCAGAGGCCCGAAUUAUCCUCCUCUACUCUACCCGGGAUGAAGCUGCUGUCAUUAUGAAGGAAGCUACGUCCCUUGACCUCGUGGAUAAAAAUUACAUCUGGAUAGUUACCCAAUCCGUCAUCGGGGAUAGAACCGAGGGAUUGGUUGUCUCUAAUGAAUUACCUGUCGGGAUGUUAGGCGUUCACUUCGAUACCUCCCUCGAGAGCUUGACCUCCAGCAUCCCGACGGCGGUGGAGGUCUUUGCCUACGCUAUCGAGGAGUUCGUCAAUCAGACCCGCUUCACCCCUAGCGAUCUCAACCCUCAGCUCUCCUGCAGCGACCACAGGAACUCUAAGUGGGCUCUGGGCACUACUUUCUACAGACACCUACGAGACGUGAACAUCCCCCGGCAGUCGUCCACCUUAUCCUUCAACACAGAUGGCACCAGGAAGGAUGUUGAGCUGAAGAUUGUCAACCUAAGAGAAGGAACCUCUAAUAAUAUGAUCUGGGAAGAGAUCGGUGUGUGGCGGUCGUGGGAGGAUGAAGGACUGUCCGUGAACGACAUUGUGUGGCCUGGCAACGGACACGUACCUCCCCAGGGCGUGCCGGAGAAAUUCCACCUUAAGAUCGUGUACCUGGAGGAACCACCUUACAUUAACUUGGCCCCAGCUGACCCCGUGACGAAGCAGUGCUCAGCCAAUAGGGGAGUUAUAUGUAAAAUUCCCCCAAACAAGACGCCAGACGUGGUAGCGGGAACGUCUCUACAGCUUCCACGACUAUGUGCUGCUCUGGCUUCUGUAUCGACCUACUGGAAAAAUUUGCAAGUGACUUAGGCUUCUCGUACGAACUGACUCGUGUUGAAGAUGGCAAGUGGGGUACUGUUGAUCAAGACCACCGAUGGAACGGGGUUGAUUGAGCUACUGAAACGGGAAGGAG
Homarus americanus (American lobster) is the source of this 2378-nucleotide messenger RNA. RefSeq names its product glutamate receptor ionotropic, NMDA 2B-like. Gene Ontology annotation, molecular function: adenylate cyclase inhibiting G protein-coupled glutamate receptor activity. Gene Ontology annotation, biological process: G protein-coupled glutamate receptor signaling pathway; regulation of synaptic transmission, glutamatergic. NCBI's taxonomy places the organism in Eukaryota, Metazoa, Arthropoda, Malacostraca, Decapoda, Nephropidae. The record is from RefSeq and is a predicted model, not a curated record.